This is a messenger RNA of Pelagomonas calceolata, 925 nucleotides long. NCBI's taxonomy places the organism in Eukaryota, Pelagophyceae, Pelagomonadales, Pelagomonadaceae. The record is from the annotation of a GenBank genome assembly.
UUCGAAAUUCCCCUUUUGCUCGGCGCACGCGGCAUGGUUGCAGCUUCGGCCGCGCAGGCGUCGUUUCGGGUCCCUUGGCUUGCGCCUCGUCGCUUACAGCGCUUAAAACGGUGCCGGAUUCGCUCGUAUUCGAACCUGGGCUCUGCGACGCGAGGCUCCGUAACGCGCCGCGCUCGCCGCUGAGGGGCGCGCGGGCCGCGCUGACGGCGCGGAGGGGAGGCCCAGGGUCAUGUGCGUCGACGCUGCGACCGGCGGCUCCCCUAGGUCUACGGCCGGCGACAUAUCCGUCGGGGCCGAAACGCCGGUUUCGGUCGGACGCGGCCGACGCAGCAGGAGCUGCAUUACGGCUGGACGCGACGGUGCCGCGCGAAGCGUCGCAUGUCGGCCGGCAGUCCGACGGCCCGUGAAGGUCGGCGGUGACCGAGGGUCACUUUCCCGCCGUGACCAUGGCCUACGAGCGCGAGAAACGGGUCGCGCGGCGCGCGGGCGGCGACUUCGAGGCGCGGCUCCACGUCGUCGAGCUGGCGACGCGUCGCGUACUGUUCGGGCUCGAGUGAGGGCCACUCGAAGUGCAUCCAAAUCCGCGCGGAACGGGUCGCGGUUUCAUGACGGUCCCGGCGGAGUCGUUCUGAGGAGCGUGCGUCUGUGCGGAGCAACGUCGGGUGACGGAAGCCCCACCGCAAGCUGUAGAAACCGCUCGGGUACUUACGGGAGUCGAUCGGCCUUGGGCGGGCCGAGGCCGCGAGGGUGUUUUCGGGCGACGGCGUCGGGCCACGUACUGGCCGUCUUCGCGCCGCAAACCCGUCCCGCGGCCAUGGGCUCGUCGGAAGACCGUGGCGCGCGGCUUUGGCAGGGCCGGGCCGCCGCCGCGCGCGGGGGCCGCGCCCUCUGUAGUUGUGACCCCACUAAUUGUAUAGAAAGACGU